UAGGUGUCGUGUUAUCCUAUUCCUCCAGCCCUUAGCGCACGUUAGCAACAGCAUUUCCAAAUCCCUUUCCCUGAUUUCUCUGCACUUAAACAAUCUCGUUUCUGUUCUCUCUCACUUGUGAAGUUUUGUCUUUCAGCAGCAACGAAGAGAGUUUCUAGAAUCGAUUAGAGAUGGCGAGUGCGAUAGAUGCUACGGGGAAUCCGAUCCCCACAUCGGCGGUGUUGACGGCAUCAUCAAAGCACAUAUCGACGAGAUGCUUACAGGAGAAUGUGUCAUUUCUCAAGUGCAAGAAGAAGGACGCAAACCCGGAGAAAUGCCUCGAUAAAGGUCAGGAAGUCACUCGCUGCGUCCUUGGCCUGCUGAAAGAUCUUCACCAGAAGUGCACAAAAGAGAUGGAUGCUUACGUAGGUUGCAUGUAUUACCAUACAAACGAGUUUGAUUUGUGUCGCAAAGAGCAGCAAGCAUUUGAGAAAGCAUGCCCGUUGGAAUGAGUGGCAAUCUGAACUUAUAAUGCCGUACUUACAAUAACUAGAGCAGCUUGCAAUGUGCAAAAACUGUUGUUGCGUACAUUUUUCUUGUCUUGACAUGAAUCGUCUCCCAUUUGUAUGGCUCAAAAUGUGCUCUCAAGAUUGCUUCUGGUAAAAAAGAUGGGACCUUGCCUCAUUUUUAAGCAUAAAAUGUGUUGAUUACAUUAUUGCUUUUACAGUAAUCAGAUGUUUGAAUUUAUGGACGAACUGGCAUUUUGAA
Messenger RNA from Manihot esculenta (cassava), 747 nucleotides. RefSeq names its product NADH dehydrogenase [ubiquinone] 1 alpha subcomplex subunit 8-B. The coding region runs from base 171 to 491 and encodes 106 amino acids. The transcript is spliced from 3 exons. Gene Ontology annotation, biological process: mitochondrial electron transport, NADH to ubiquinone. Lineage: Eukaryota; Viridiplantae; Streptophyta; Magnoliopsida; Malpighiales; Euphorbiaceae. The record is from RefSeq and is a predicted model, not a curated record.